CGAGUUGAUGCAACAGUUUCGCAAACGUUCUCCCACGUAGCAGCACAAGAAAAACACUUCUCAGCAACAUGGAUUUUAACACCGCCUGCGAAAAAGCCAAGGCUUUCACCAAGAAGCCAACCGAUGCUGAGUUCUUGGAAUUCUACGGUCUCUUCAAGCAAGCCACCGUCGGCGAUGUCAACAUUCCCGCUCCUGGCGCUCUUGACCUGAAGGCCAAGGCUAAAUUCGAUGCAUGGAACAAGCAUAAGGGUUUGUCCCAGGACGCUGCCAAGGCUGCCUAUAUUGCCACCUAUGAGAAAUAUGCACCCAAAUACGCAUAAAUUGUAUGGUUUUGCAAAAAUCGAAUAAGUUAAUUGGCUAAAUUUUGAUUGGAUUAUGUAAAAUAAAUUAACUAAAAAUUCGAA
This is a messenger RNA of Bactrocera latifrons, 404 nucleotides long. RefSeq names its product acyl-CoA-binding protein homolog. The record is from RefSeq and is a predicted model, not a curated record. Gene Ontology annotation, molecular function: long-chain fatty acyl-CoA binding. Bases 69 to 320 code for a protein of 83 amino acids. Gene Ontology annotation, biological process: fatty acid metabolic process. The transcript is spliced from 2 exons. NCBI's taxonomy places the organism in Eukaryota, Metazoa, Arthropoda, Insecta, Diptera, Tephritidae.